This is a messenger RNA of Oikopleura dioica, 240 nucleotides long. Lineage: Eukaryota; Metazoa; Chordata; Appendicularia; Copelata; Oikopleuridae. The record is from the annotation of a GenBank genome assembly.
AUGCCAAUCACUCUUGCGCAACGGGAACUUGUCGUCAAGAAAAUGGACGAGCAAUUUGCCAGUGAUUUGAAAAUGCGAAAAGAAGCGUUGGAUAUUGGCAAGAAGUCGACUUUCUUGUAUGGAAACUUGAAGGACUACAAAUCAUUCGGAACCUACGUUAACGAUAUGACCUACCAGGCUCGAGCAAACACAAAAGCAAUCGAAGGAAUGGGUUUGAAAAUUGUUAACCAUUUAUUGUGA